Olea europaea var. sylvestris is the source of this 777-nucleotide messenger RNA. RefSeq names its product serine/threonine-protein kinase PBL27-like. Bases 1 to 777 code for a protein of 258 amino acids. The transcript has 4 exons. Gene Ontology annotation, molecular function: protein kinase activity; ATP binding. The record is from RefSeq and is a predicted model, not a curated record. NCBI's taxonomy places the organism in Eukaryota, Viridiplantae, Streptophyta, Magnoliopsida, Lamiales, Oleaceae. Gene Ontology annotation, biological process: protein phosphorylation.
AUGAAUUUCUAUUCACAAAAUGCUGAGUCGCAGGUUGUGAAAUUUUUUAGCCUCUCCUAUGCCUUAACUCCUGGAAAGAUUAAAUUUGGUGUAAAAUAUGAUAUGAAUUUUAUCCUUCAUAGAACAGUGAAGAGUAGUAGUAGUUAUGGAAGGAGAUUGUACCGAAUUGUGGCUAUCAAGCAACUGGAUAGAAAUGGUUUGCAAGGGAACAGAGAAUUUCUUGUUGAAGUUUUGAUGCUAAGCCUACUUCAUCAUCCAAACUUGGUCAACUUGAUUGGAUAUUGUGCCGAUGGAGAUCAGAGACUUUUGGUGUACGAAUAUAUGCCAUUAGGAUCAUUGGAAGAUCAUCUACAUGAUCUUCCGCCUGAUAAGAAGCUUCUUGACUGGAAUAUGAGAAUGAAAAUAGCAGCUGGCGCUGCAAAGGGCUUGGAGUAUUUACACGAUAAAGCAAAUCCACCCGUUAUAUAUCGAGAUCUAAAAUGCUCAAACAUUUUACUAGACGAGGCAUAUCACCCCAAACUAUCUGAUUUUGGGUUAGCGAAAUUGGGUCCUGUUGGGGACAAUACUCACGUAUCCACGAGAGUAAUGGGAACAUAUGGAUAUUGUGCACCAGAAUAUGCAAUGACAGGACAGCUUACGUUGAAAUCAGAUGUAUAUAGUUUUGGAGUUGUUCUUCUAGAGAUCAUCACUGGAAGGAAGGCAAUUGAUAAUUCAAGAGCUGCCGAGGAGCACAAUUUGGUUGCAUGGGUAAGAGACUCUUGUAUAUCCAUUUCAUAA